ACUUUUAGUCGUGGAUCCCCACCUAAGCUGGUCCUGCAGCCGGCAGGGGGAGUUCUGUUCACCAGCGAGGAAGAGUCGAGAGCUCACCUGGAGAAAAUCUGUGCAGGAAUACUCAACGGAGUGAAGGAGGAUUCCUCUUCCUCAGCGGCAUCAUCUCCAGAUAUGUUUGCUGUAUAUCUGCAUGUGCCUUACACAGGCAACACCUGCUUCCUGUUUCAACAAGAAGAUGAAAGAGAUCACUUCCURUCUGUCCUCAGGACCUGUAUUAGACACCGCAACCUGGACCCUUGGCARGAUUUGCCCCACGAGAGCCAGGCGUAUGCCCGAGCCCUGCGUCUGUACCUUCAGGAGAAAGGCUGCUAUGCAUCCUGGGAGAAGCUGCUGGGCACCGAAGAACAGGUGCUGGCCCGCCAGGUGAUGGAGGAAAUGUUGUCAUGGCUACAGAGCCAGCUUCAGUCUAAGGUGAAGGGCAAGAAGACGGAACGGAUCCGACAAUGGCAGGCAGUAAGUCCUACUAACAAACAGAGUGUUUU
This is a messenger RNA of Poecilia reticulata (guppy), 533 nucleotides long. Lineage: Eukaryota; Metazoa; Chordata; Actinopteri; Cyprinodontiformes; Poeciliidae. The record is from RefSeq and is a predicted model, not a curated record.